Lingula anatina is the source of this 2017-nucleotide messenger RNA. Its product is annotated as ran guanine nucleotide release factor. NCBI's taxonomy places the organism in Eukaryota, Metazoa, Brachiopoda, Lingulata, Lingulida, Lingulidae. Gene Ontology annotation, cellular component: nucleus. Gene Ontology annotation, molecular function: sodium channel regulator activity; transmembrane transporter binding; small GTPase binding. The record is from RefSeq and is a predicted model, not a curated record. Gene Ontology annotation, biological process: protein import into nucleus; regulation of membrane potential; regulation of sodium ion transmembrane transporter activity.
GUGAGGCGCCGACAACAACACGAACUAAUCGCUCGAGCAAAUAUACCUAAAGCUGGUUAGCAUGGAGACUUUCCACGAACAAAUGAUGUUCGGGGAUUCUUUAUCAGUUUUUCUUCCCAAUGAUGCGAAGGAUGUCAGUGAAAUCCGGGAGAUCCCAGACAAUCAAGAAGUGUUUACCCAUUCACAGACGGACCAGAGUGUAAUAUUUGAAAUUUUGGAAUACGUAAAAGAGGACUCACACCAACAUGCAAUGAGAACCCACUUUGAAGAUGGGUGUCUCAGUAAUGAGGUGGGUGAGGACUCAGAGAUUAUUACAAUUGAAGCUGUGCCUGCAGACAGAAUUCAAAUGGAACAUGCAGAAUGCGUGUGGUAUCUUAAGGGCUGCCAGAGAGUUGCUAAAUUCAACGAGGAUGCUAAAAACACAGUGGAGAUCCACAUGGCUUUGUUCAGGCUGCCUCAGUUUGACUCUGAUAUACUUGUCACAUUUAAUAACCCAUUAGAGAUCAGCCCCCUCAGUAGCAGCCAUGCAGCGGUGCCCGUGUCAGCACAGCCUUGGACAUUACAACACUUUCAGUGUAUAGUGGACUCCUUGAAAAUAAUUAACACGGAUAUUUUUGGCUGAUUUUCUGGAUAGUGAAAGCAGUGUUGUGUUUGGUUUUGGUUGAAGAGCAAACUCAGAUGCCUUUGAUGGAUAUACAAGGCUAUACUGAGGAUUCUUGGGAUAUUCGGCAUCUUUUAUCAAUUUUUUUCAUCAAUCUGUGCCAAUGCUCUAACAGUUCCAACAUACAUUGGAUAAGACAUAACUCUAAGGAUUAUUAUGGCUGUAUUUAGAAGGCAAUAUCAUUGGGAAAUGGCACAUCUACAAAAUGAAUAUUUCAAGGGUAUAUCUGACUGUAAAAUCCAUUGGAAGUACUAAAUACAAGAAAAAUCCCAGUGAAAUAUUUUGACUUUGAUAGUACUUUCAGAUUAUUUUUCCAAAUAAGCAUGCAUACUGAAACCGCAAGAGAAAAGCACUUUUUUGACCUCUUAAAAUGACACUUGAUGGACAAGUUAUAAGAAAUAUAUUCUUUAAAGUUUAUCAGUUUUCUCUGAAAAUGAAAUUGAGUAACAAAAGUUGAUGCACAUAUGAAACUGGGAUCCCUGGAUACAAUGACAGUGUCACAGCCAUAUUGAAUUUGGUGGCCAUAUUUGACAAAUAUUUUUAUGGAAAAAUAAUGGGAGAUAGACCACAACAACAUAAUUUCAUUAGUUUAAAAUAAAAACAUAAAAAAUAUUCAUAAAAAGCAAUGUUGCACUUUAUUUUUCAUAUGCACUACAUGUACUUUCAAUAUUUGCAUAAUCCUUAAAAUCUGUUCAUCAUGCAGUAUACACAUUUCAAUGUUACUGAAAUAUGUAAUUUGUCACUGUAAUCUGAUUAUACUAGUCUUUCUUUUCUUUACCAGCAAGUCCAGAGUGCAUCAUGGUAACUAAGUCAAUUCAAUCUUGGUCCUAAACCUGUUAUGCCAGAGUCAUUUGGUCAUUUAAAUAAUAUUGUUCCCAUGAUAUGAAAAAGACUUCAAUUAUGUCCUUGAAAUGUAGCACAGAUUAAAAAAAUAAAACUGGAUAUUAUACACCUUGUAUUAUAAAAUUUUAAUAAAUGUACAUAAGUACAUGAACACAAUUUCAAGUUGUCUUCCUACUUCAACCAGGGCUAAAAAAGCACAUGAAAAAUAUAAAUGACUUGAUAAAAAGACAAUAAGUGGCACUUUGAACAUAAUGUAUGCCAGUUAACUACAAUAAAAAGUACAAAUUUGUGGCUUUUUAUCUUUCAUUUAAAAUCAUAUUCUUGUAAGUGAACUAUCAGAAUACUACUCUGACCAGUAAAAAGAAUAUUUGAGAGAGGAAAAUACAUUGUUAACAUUUAAAACAUUACAUCUGAAAUGCUUUUUCUGUCUGUGAAAAACAUUUAUUUUAGUGUUAUACUUUCUUUGUCUCCAUCCUUCAUGCCAAUUCAAUUCAAUUCAAACAAAUUGAAAAA